CCGCGUAAGCGAGUUGCUUGAACCGAACGGCUGCUUCUCACACGUGGAAAAUAUUUAAUAAAUAUUCGAUUUUGGUUUUCAGAUCAUUUCUCAAAAGUAUCACAUUUGUUUUUGAAAAAAAUUACCAUGUCGUUCGGAAAGAGACCCGAGUUGACUGCACCUCCUGAAUUUUUUUAUAAUGAGGAUGAAGCGAAGAAAUAUUCACAAAAUUCCAGAAUGAUGGAGAUUCAGGGUGAAAUGUCUGAGAGGGCGAUUGAACUUCUCGAAUUGCCCGAAGACGAAUCCUGCAUGAUUCUGGACCUCGGGUGUGGCUCAGGCCUGUCUGGAACUGCACUGGAUGAGGCAGGUCAUAUGUGGGUCGGACUGGACAUUUCGGAAGCCAUGCUACACGUUGCUCGAGACCGUGAAGUUGAAGGUGACGUGAUUCUUGGAGAUAUGGGCGAAGGACUACCGUUUCGAGCUGGUGCAUUUGAUGGUGCAAUAAGUAUCAGUGCAUUGCAAUGGCUGUGUAAUGCUGAUAAGACCUGCCACAAACCGGCAAAAAGGCUUUACACGUUCUUCACAUCUUUAUAUGCAGCAUUGAAUACCGGAUCUCGUGCUGUGUUCCAAUUUUAUCCGUCCGACCAAGGUCAAACCGAUCUUAUAAUGGGACAAGCUAAAAAGGCUGGAUUUAAUGGAGGACUUGUCAUUGAUUUUCCUGAAUCCUCCAAAGCUAAAAAGUACUACCUCGUCCUCAUGGUGGGUGGGAUGUGCAACCCCAUUUUACCAAAAUCUCUAUCCACCACGAGCAACAACACGAUUUCAUAUUCGGACAGAAAUAGUGGACAUGGAAGAGAGAGAAAAGAUCACCGUCGGGAUGUCAAAGGCUUGAAGGAAUGGGUCCAUGAAAAAAAGGAACGAAGACGGCGACAAGGCAAAGAAACCCGAGCAGAUACAAAAUACACUGGAAGAAAACGAUCGGGAAGAUUUUAAAUAAUGUUCACUUAUUAUUUGUACGCCUGUUGUUAUCUAAUUGUUUCUUUUAUAGCUAUUAUUUAUAUAGUUUUAAACUAUAACCAUAUAAAUACUAUGUUCGGUAUAUGGAAUAAAUAUUGAAAUAACUAUCAAAAGUCCAACUAAA
Molecule: messenger RNA, 1120 nt
Organism: Folsomia candida
Lineage: Eukaryota; Metazoa; Arthropoda; Collembola; Entomobryomorpha; Isotomidae
Product: probable 18S rRNA (guanine-N(7))-methyltransferase
Exons: 5
Coding region: 127-972 (281 amino acids)
Biological process (GO): rRNA (guanine-N7)-methylation
Cellular component (GO): nucleolus
Molecular function (GO): rRNA (guanine) methyltransferase activity
Source: RefSeq, a predicted model, not a curated record